UUAAUAAAUAACUUGAAUGGAGGUUUCCGCAUCAGAACUGACGUAAAUAUGCCGCUAAUCGAAGGGAUCGGAGAUGAAGUCACGCUAUCAGCUGUAGUGUUGACGUUUGUUUUAACAUUAGUAUUAGCGUGGUGGACAACAUUUGUAGGGGAUCGCCCACUACAUGUACAUAUCAUUAGACCGCAGAGCACGCGCCACCAGCAACGAUCAAAUAGAAUACAAAAUCAGAGAACUCAACCAGAAGAAACACCACAGGUCGUGUCACCGGCAGAUGUGAGUAAUAGGACUAACGAGAGUAGUAGAGAAUCCGAACAUGAGACUGCUGGGAACAGCACGGAUGCUGGAAAUGAUGAGGAGGAGGAAGAGGGGGAGGGGUUUGUAUUAAGGCAAAGGAGGACUGGAUCUGAGGGGAGCAGGGAAGUUUUACAGAAUGUAGCCAAUAUUGAGAAUAGUGAAGCAGAUGCAAGUACAGUUGGAAAUACGGAGACAAGUGAAGUCACAGAACCGACGAUGAGACAGAGAAAACGAUGUAUGGAUUCUAUAAAUAUAGAAAAUUUACAGAUGGCCAAACAUAAUGACCAUGAAGAGAGCAAUUCGAGUGAUGUUCAUGAGGACGGUUACUUGCAAAGUAAUGUGCGAGAGGAUAGGACAGUUGGUGCGGUUGUCACCGAACAGGAGCAGGUGGAACGUGAAACUGAGAACGGGACAAGUGUGCUGCAGGCAGCAUGCGAGACAACACCGGAAAUGUCAGAACGAUUUGCUAGUAGCGAAACUGUGCAAGAGAGAUCCAAAGCUGUGGCUAAGACUGAAACGGGGCAGGAGAGACCACAAUGUGAAACAGACCGUAUAAGUUCAGAGGAAGCAGGACGUAAUGACGCAGAGCAGGUUGAAUCUGAUGCGGCACAAAGUGAAUCUGUCGAUCGCUCAGACAUACCAGAUGGACAUAUUACCAUACGAUUAAAAUUUCUCAGUGAAAAUGAACGUUCAGUAACAGCAGGACUGCAGAUUACACUGGGGCAGUUUAGAAGGUAG
Molecule: messenger RNA, 1032 nt
Organism: Saccoglossus kowalevskii
Lineage: Eukaryota; Metazoa; Hemichordata; Enteropneusta; Harrimaniidae
Biological process (GO): ERAD pathway
Molecular function (GO): protein binding
Source: RefSeq, a predicted model, not a curated record